Molecule: messenger RNA, 276 nt
Organism: Chondrus crispus (carragheen)
Lineage: Eukaryota; Rhodophyta; Florideophyceae; Gigartinales; Gigartinaceae
Exons: 3
Coding region: 1-276 (91 amino acids)
Source: RefSeq, a predicted model, not a curated record
AUGUGUUUUGGCAGCAGGCGAUGUGCUGGUGCAUCCAGGUGUUGGCAGAAACGGCGGUACAGCGUCGUGAGGCCGGGGGUCGCGAGUGAUGUUCGGGAUAUUUUCGCUGGGCCCCAUGUCAAAGAAGUAGCCUCAGGAACGAUCGCUCAAAGCUUUUUCGUUUUAAUCCCAUCCCCUGAUUCUCGUGUUGUCCCACUAACUCUCUCAUUUAUCGCGUCUGCAGGGCAAUUCUCCUCUAUAUUUCCAACUCCGCGAUUUGGUGUAGGGUACAAUUGA